Seriola aureovittata is the source of this 3237-nucleotide messenger RNA. Its product is annotated as KIAA1328 ortholog. The transcript has 12 exons. The record is from RefSeq and is a predicted model, not a curated record. Bases 7 to 1869 code for a protein of 620 amino acids. Lineage: Eukaryota; Metazoa; Chordata; Actinopteri; Carangiformes; Carangidae.
UUCAACAUGGCGGCAGGGGCAACUAAAAGUGGAAGUUCGGGGAUAUUUUGGAUGAAAAGUGUGUCAGAUGAGGAGCAGCCCUUGGUGUUUGUUCCUGGAGUGGAUGGAGAGGUGAAAACUCAGACCUCUUUCAGCCUGGGACCAGGCAACACCAGUACAUUCAGUAAAAGAGGCACCAAAAUGUGGGGAGCAGCCAGGCGUAGAUCUGACUGCAAGAAUGAAGCUACACUAAAGAAAGGUGGCAAGAAACAGGCUCACUUACAAAAUGAUCACUCUGAGGCUUAUACCAAGGAAAAAGUGUCACUCCCUCACAGUGCGCUUGUGGCAAUAGAGCACACACCUUCCCUUGCCUCUGACACGUUUCUCCCUUCAUCACAGGUGUUUUCUGAGACCAGUGGAGCCAGGAGCCAGGUCUGUUUGAAGGACCUCUGUCCUGAAGAUAAGCGCCGAAUUGCAAACCUCAUCGAAGAACUAGCCAGAGUGAGCGAGGAGAAAGAAGAGUCAGUGCAGCGUCUGAAAGAUGAACAGGAAAAUUUUGAACGCAAGAUCCAUCAGCUGGAGCAGCAGAAUGUGAUCAUAGCACAGGAGAGAGAGAGCAUGCAGCAGCAGUACAGAGAGUGCCAGGAGCUGCUUGGGCUCUACCAACAAUACCUUUCCCAGCAACAGGCGAAACUCAAUGAGUCCAUUGCCCAGCUCAGUCAGGCGCCAGCCCACAGCAAGGUGCUCAGUAGUGAGGAAGCCCGCAGCAGAACAUCUACUAGCAGAGCUAAUGGCUCCCUCUAUGAUGGUUCAUACCUCAGCUAUGCUGCUACCCAAGCAAAUCAACCUCAAGUUCGCAGAAGUGGGGAUGGAGGAAGAGGAGCAGUACAAACUUUGGGCAACCCUACUUCUCUUUCCUGUGUUAGUGAGUUCAGUCCAUCCGAUGGGCCAAUCAAUGAGCAUAGGAUUUACAAAAGGGAGUGCAGGGAGCCACACCCAGAGCCCUGCCACAGAUAUGAGCACUGUCAAGGUAGUGGUCAAGACAGUGGCUAUGGAACACAGCAACGGAGAAGGGAUAAUAGCUCUCAUCUAGAGAAUGGCCACCAUGACACCUUGAACCAACAUGAGUGUGAGAGAUUCCAGUGUGGGGCUGCUAUGGGCUCGGAGGCCAAGGAAGCCCUGACUAGGCCUCUACUGGGUCAUGAGGACUGGGAGGAGAAGAGACAUCAGCUGCUGCUGCAGAAGAUGCAGUUGGAGAUGGAGAGAGAGAGGCUGCAGGCACGGCUUGAUGAGCAGGAGGAGAGGCUCAACAGACAGAAACAACAGCUCUGUCAGUCGCGUCUUGAUCACAGCAGGUUUCAACAAGCUACUCAGGCUGAGGUCAGCAGCUCAAACAUUAGGAAAGGAGAUCCACAGCUGGAUGGUCCCUCCCACCAAGAUUUACCCUCCAGUGUGCGUGGAGAUGCAGAGCUGCAUCCUACGGAACAGAACUUGCCUGACCAAUGCUCACAACCUGUAGCUGCUCCUCUAGAUAAUGGUAUGCAGACACAUGAGGCCUUAGAGCGGUCCAGAAGGGACAUGGCCACGUCUCCUGCAAAAUCCCCUGUGAGCCUGUGUAAGCCCACCUCAGUAUCCCUGAUACCUGAGACCCCCGAGGCCAGGUUGGACUUUUCUGUGGUUGAGUUAUUGGAUGUCUUUAGUCCUGUCUCUGCUCCUGAGCAAAGCAAGCUGUCCACUCGAAGGACCAAAAUGACACAACGUAGGCCGGCCCUUGCUACCCCCAAACCAGUGGGCAGAACCCUGCUUGCCCCUUCAAGGCCUCAUCUCCAAAGUACCCAGCAAGAUCUGGAGGAAAGCCAAAUACUGGAGGAUAUUUUCUUCAUUUGCUGACGAGGAAGAAAAUGAGGAGCAGGAACAAAAAACAAUCCAGUCACUUGAUAUUUUCCUGUUUGGACUCAACCUUUAAAAUUUAAAUUUUCUAUUGACAUUCUAAAUCAGAAUGAUCAUGAUGUUGUAGAACGAGAUCUUGUUAUUCUGUAAUUUUUAAUACAAAUAAACAAUUAUUUAUUCAGAAUUGGUUAUGACUCUAGUUUUUAAUUGAGAUCUUCUGUUGGCACUGGAAGAAAACUUUACCACUGAGCUACGUUGAUUGUCUCUGAAGACCUUGAUGGUACAAAUGCUAAAUGAACCUUAUGACACACAAUUGGACAUUGUGAAUCCAACUAAAAUGUAUUAUCCAUAAAUUAUGUAACCUCAGUGAUUCACCACAAGCAUACAGUCAGUUGUUUCAUGGCCUAUCCUGUGACUGCAUUUCAAGGAAAUCCGUUUAUAUCCAUUAUCUGUUUAUGAGAUAAACUGUUGAUGACAUAUCACCUUCAAAUUGGGGAUAAUUUUGGUAGUCUCAGAAUAAAAUACAAUAAAAUGUGAGUGAUCUUGUAUUGAUAAGUUACUACCAGUAAUUAUGACACGACACAAGGCACUUUAUUCUAGACUGUGCUUUAUUAUUGGGCUAAGCUGAGACGCAUCAUUCAUUUAAAAUUACAAAAAAAGACUCCAGGGGACCAGAGACUGGUGCAGUCUGGAGAGACGGGGGCGGGAGCCUAAAGCGCACUGCCCAAUCAGAAGCUUAGCUCAUCAGGAACCUGGCAAAGCUUAAUAAGCAACAUUCAUUUCCCCACCCUCCAUAUGUGCUGAAAUUGGGAAACAGAUUUCCAGAAUACUUUGAAAACCAUAUGAAGUAAAAUGUGAUUCUAGCAACUCUACUGAGCUUGAGAAAUAAAACCAUUGACAACAGCGCUGAAGAAAUGAUAGUAACUCAAUAUUUUCUUUGAUGAGAUAGUGCAGUUUUCAUUGAAUUUUGCUCUUGGUAGAACACAUCAGUUGAACAAGAUCAGAGCUCUGUCAAACAAUACAAAGCAGGAUGGGAAAAUAGAAGGAGAGCUAUAAAGUUUUUGAAAUCAGGCCUCGUAAUCAAGCAGUUAAUCAGGGAUCAACAAUAAAUCAGACAUUAGCUCAUUACAAAUUAGCAGCAACUUAUAGUGACCUCAAGGCAUAUGUUUUGUUGAAUACAUAUCUGAUUGAGCAGUUGGUUUAAGAGGGAGUGUUUAACUAGGAAUCAUUUCAACUUUGUUAAGUACUUACAAUAUGGAGGCAAAUGGAACUGAAAAUCAAAAGGGGAAACUUCCAAUCAGCAUCUUUUUAACAAUCUUUUAACAAAGCUAACUUUUUUCUUCUUUUUUUUUUUUUUUUUUUUUUUUU